AUGUGCAUCGUCACUCCCAAUCCAUCAUCAUCGUCGUCAAGAAACCAAGCAAUGGCUUUACUAGACGAGAGCCUCUUUCACUGUAGUCUCCUUAGCCUCUACCUAAUAGGACCACCUACCUUCAUCUCCCUCAAGUUCCUUCAAGCCCCAUACGGCAAGCACCACCGUCCAGGGUGGGGUCCUACAAUCUCUCCGCCUUUGGCUUGGUUCCUCAUGGAAAGCCCCACUCUUUGGCUCACCAUCCUCCUCUUCCCCUUUGGCCAACAUUUCACCAAUCCCAAAGCGCUCAUUCUCAUCUCCCCUUAUCUCCUCCACUACUUCCACCGCACUUGCAUCUACCCACUUAGGAUGUACCGGAAUUCCAGAUCCACUGGUGGUUUUCCGGUGAGUGUGGCACUUAUGGCGUUUGUGUUUAAUGUGUUGAAUGCUUACUUGCAGGCUAGGUGGGUUUCUCAUUAUAAGAGUGAUUAUGAUGGGGGGAUGUUUUGGUGUAAGUUUUUUGGUGGGUUGGUGGUGUUUGUGUGGGGUAUGCGGAUUAAUAUGUGGGCUGAUAGGGUUUUGUUAGGUUUGAAGAGGGAAGGUGGUGGAUAUAAGGUGCCAAGAGGAGGAUGGUUUGAGUUGGUGAGCUGCCCUAACUACUUUGGAGAGAUUGUGGAGUGGCUUGGAUGGGCUGUGAUGACUUGGUCUUGGGUUGGGUUUGCCUUUUUUCUCUAUACAUGUGCUAACUUGGUGCCUAGGGCAUGUGCCAAUCACAAAUGGUAUUUGAAGUUUCAAGAGGAUUAUCCCACGAAUAGGAAGGCGGUGAUCCCUUUCUUGUGUUAA
Messenger RNA from Dovyalis caffra, 822 nucleotides. The record is from the annotation of a GenBank genome assembly. Lineage: Eukaryota; Viridiplantae; Streptophyta; Magnoliopsida; Malpighiales; Salicaceae.